UAGAGAUUGAAGGUCAGUGUCUGGCAGAGGGGGGAAACUAUCUCGAACUAGAGAAAUCUUGUCACGAAUAGACUGACCUCACAUUACUUCAAUAAUAGGCUACUACGGGAGUACUGAAAGACCAGUAUGCUAAGAGCACACGUGUGUGUCGGCGCUAUGUCAUCUCUCAGAGACGUUUGUGCUUCGAUGGGUCAACAUCCGCAGGAAGAUAGCAUGUUUGCAAAGUGCAGUGGGGCCAGUGAGAUGGAAGACGUCCUGCAGCCCAGCACCCUUUUUGACAGCCAUGCCUACCCGUGCUCUCAUAGAUGAGCCAAUUACCCUAGAUGGGCAUCACCUUCCCCCUCACUCACCUAUCACGGUGCGCGCCUAUAUGCAUAACGAGGACGGUGACCUAUGGGAGGCGCUCUCUCACUACAACACAGACUGGAGGGGUGUCGUCAACAUGACCACAGAUGUGUCUGUAGGGGGUUCCUAUGUGGGCUGUGAGCCCAUGGGAUUGUUUUGGGCCCUGCAGCCUGCACCUGGAGAGAGGGUCUGAGGUUGGAACAGGGAAUAAAACUAACAAAGAAUGCGAAGCUAUGGUCACAUUGAAAAUGAUUCAGAGACAAAUGCUAUUGUUCAACGAAGUCAAUAUAAAGAUUUUUAAAAGGGAUAGUUCAUCAAAAUGAUAAAAGCUGCGGAAGAGAAACGUUGAGACUCCGUACUCAGUACAGUUGUCCUUAUUAGAGGGUCACAUUCCGGUUCUACCCAGUGAGGGUUCCAACAAGGAGCAGCAGCAGAGAGGGGAACAGGAGCUGGCUGCAGUGACUGUUGAACGCUGGUACAUGGCACCAGGUGUCCGGAGAAUAGAGAUUAGGCAGAACGGAGUAGUGGGGACCUUGUUCUUACCCCCAGGUCCAGGUCCUUUCCCAGCCAUGGUGGACCUGUGGGGUAUGGGCGGGGGGCUGAUAGAGUACCGCUCAGCCUUGUUUGCUUCCCGGGGAUUUGCCAGUCUCUCCCUGGCCUACAUUGGCCACAAAGACAUCCCUGGUCCACUCAACACUAUCAAUGUGGGAGAUGCCUACUUUCAGACUGCAUUCCAGUUUCUCCAGGACCACCCCCAGGUGUGUGGGGACAGGCUGGGGGUCAUUGGCCUCUCGUUCGGAGCCUACCUGGCUCUGCGAAUCGCCACUCAGAUUGGUGUCAAUCCCAGGUGUGUGAUCGGAGUCAAUGGUCCAAUAGGAAGUAUCAACAAACUAUCAGACAGCGACGGCAAGACCGAAAGCUUUGAAGGGGAUCAGAAGCACUGGAGUUACGAUGAACAGGGCUACGUCAGCUUCAGAGAAGUGUCCACACCCAACAACAUUCCACCUGAGAACAAAGCAAAGGUUGAAAACCUGUGUUGCCCCCUACUGUACAUUGUGGGUGAAGAUGACUUGAGCUGUGCAGCUAUUGAGAACGCAGAUGAGAUUGAGAAGAAGCUUAAAGAUGCUGGUAGAUCCCACCUGUUCACCCGCCUGUCAUACCUGGGUGCUGGCCACCUGAUUGAGCCGCCCUACACCCCCAACGCCCGAGCCUCCAUGUGGACCACCCGACCAAAGAAACUGAUCACUCUCUGGGGAGGGCACCUGGCACCCCAUGCUGCCGCCCAAGAAGAUGCCUGGAAGAGGACCCUGGAAUUUAUGGAACGCCAUCUAAGAGGGUGAAGGGAGAGGAAUAGUGACCACUUUGUGAUAGAAUGGUACAUUUCAUGUCUCCACAAUGCAAGACCCAAAACUCAAAAUCAACUGUCCAAAAUCAGGUGGACUGUUCUCGUGAAUGUACUGUAAUUUCACAACACAUAUUGUUAUGUAGGCAUCUAUGUAUUGUCAUUGAUUUGUAAAAUGUUUAUGUAUACAACUAUUAUACCAUAAUAAAUUCAAUGGCAGGUAAACAAAGUAGCUUCAUCAUCAUUUCAUCUUUAUGAGAGGGUUACACUGCAUGUGUGUUGACUGAAACAGUCACGCCUUUACAUUGUGCCACUAAUGGUUGUGAUCUGGGCUG
This is a messenger RNA of Salvelinus namaycush (lake trout), 2022 nucleotides long. Its product is annotated as bile acid-CoA:amino acid N-acyltransferase-like. The coding region runs from base 825 to 1685 and encodes 286 amino acids. Gene Ontology annotation, molecular function: fatty acyl-CoA hydrolase activity. NCBI's taxonomy places the organism in Eukaryota, Metazoa, Chordata, Actinopteri, Salmoniformes, Salmonidae. Gene Ontology annotation, biological process: acyl-CoA metabolic process; fatty acid metabolic process. The record is from RefSeq and is a predicted model, not a curated record. The transcript is spliced from 12 exons.